This is a messenger RNA of Lucilia sericata (common green bottle fly), 14626 nucleotides long. RefSeq names its product serine-rich adhesin for platelets (gene upSET). The record is from RefSeq and is a predicted model, not a curated record. The coding region runs from base 1837 to 14370 and encodes 4177 amino acids. The transcript is spliced from 8 exons. Lineage: Eukaryota; Metazoa; Arthropoda; Insecta; Diptera; Calliphoridae. Gene Ontology annotation, molecular function: protein binding.
UGAAUUUUGCAGUCUUCGAAUGAACGUACGUGAAAAACUUGUACACACAUUUUGCUCCAAAAAUGGAAAAAAUGUAAGUGAAUAAAAAAACUAUUAAAACCACAAAAAAAUAAAUGAAUUUUAAACAAAUUAAACGAAAAGAAAUAAUAAAAACAAAGUGAAAAAAAUAUUUAACAAAAAAACUUACAAAAAAUAAAAAAAACUACAAAAUGUAAGUCGAUGUGAUAGUGUGUGUAUGUUGUUGGUUGAUAAAGAAGUACAAAAUUAUUUUAAAAAGUGAAUUCAAUGGAAAAAAUUAAGAAAAAACAUAAGCUAACUUUAAAAAAGUGAAAGGAUUAAUUUUGUGUGAAGAGGAGUUCCAUGUAUAUAGUUUUCAAAAACUGAAAAACUAUUUGAAAGCAAGUGACAAGUGAAGAAGAAAUACAUACAAAAAUAAAAAAAUAAAAUAUUAAUUGUUCGCAAUUACGUCUUAAGUUGUAACAGAAUUGAGUGUGUGUGAAAAAUAUUUAACUAAUAACACGUUAGCAAAUAAAAUUUGCUAAAAAAUUUAAACAAAUGGCUUAAAAUAACAACAUUAUCAAAACAAACAAAAAUGUUUGUGAUUAAAACAACGAUAUAAAUCGAAAUAUAUAAUUAAAAAUAUAAAAUUAUUAGAAAAAAAUUAUAUAAAAAUAAAAGUAAAAAACGAAAAUCAAAACAUCUUCACGAUAAUUUUGAGUGAGAAAACGUUAAAGCAAACAACGAUCGUGGAAUCAACAAAUAACAAUAGCUGUUUUAAACGUUUCCAAAGGAAACCUAAGAAACGUAAACGGCCCUUAAACUAUAACAAACGCCGCAAUUAUCGUUAUUAUUGUUAUCGAAAUAACACAAUAAAUAUUAUUAAAUAUAAAAAUAAUAAAGAAAAUAAAAAUUAUAAUAAAAAUCGUAAUAUUAGUAGACGACAACAACUAUUAAAAAUUCUGAAUACCAAAGUAAUGUUGAUUAAUGUAAUGGCUAAUAAUGUAAUGUUGUCCAAGAAUAUUCAACGAUCAAAACUUUUAAUACAUAAUUUAAAAGCUCUAAAUAUCACGGACUAUUGUUUUGAAUUAAGCCCCCAUGAUUUUGGGGGCCCGCCACCACUUUAUGUACAACAACAUCAACUGGAGGAAACUAACGAAAAAACGACAAUACAACAAAAUAUUGGCCGCCAACAAAAUCAGAAUAAGAAACAAUUUAAUACAAUUGCAACAAAUACUUCGAUAACAAUUACAAAAAAUGAUGAUAACAGUUAAGUGAUAAUAAACAGCAAAAAAGAAACAAAAAAAAAAAAAAAAGAAAAACACAAACAGAAAAAAAAAACAUGUUAACAUUUUCGAAUGAAUGAACAAGAAGAAAAAUUAAUAACAAAAUAACAGUUUUUCAUUUAAAAAAUUUAUUGUAAAAAAAAAACAAAAAAAGAAAAUAAAUACCAAAAUACUGUAAAGAGGAUAGAUAGAAAGCAAAAAAACCCAGCCUCAACUAGCAGUAGGUCGGUCACAUUCUCCUCAUCAGAAGAUAAGUAAAGUGAGUAAAAACAAAAACAAAAAAAGUUUUGCUAGAAUUUUGUUGUUUGUUACGUUUUAUUUUCAAAUUAAAACCUUUUUACUACAAUUUUUGUUGAGUUUUUAAUUUUUGUAAAUAAAUAAAAAACAUUAAAAGAAAAACACUUACAAAUCAGAAUAACCAACCUCUGUCAGAAAUAAUACUUAUUCUGGAGAAGUAUUUUUUGAUAAAUCAUAUCAAAGAAAACUUCAUAAUCCAAAACUAAUAAAAAAUACAAAAAAAGACCAAGUUUAGGUAAUUUUUCUUAAAUAAAUAAUGCCCUUGCCAUCUUCGGGUAUAAUUGUAGUUGAGAAACCAUCUUCAGCAUCUAGUACAAUAAUCAACAAUUCCUCAACAACUAUUAAUACAGUUAAUAAUUCUUCACUUCAUCCACCACAAGAACAGACCCAACAGGCACAACCAAAACAACAAACUCAAAUACAAUAUUAUGAAUAUUAUGAUGUUAAUGAAAAUCAACAGCAGCAACGACAACAGCAACAAUAUCAUCAUCAACAACAACAGCAGCAGCAGCAACAACAUUCAACAAUUGUGGUGGAUGGUACAGUAUACCAUCAUCAGCAACUACAACAGCACCAACAACAAUUGCAAUUAGGAGCAGGAUCAGGCAGUGUAGUAAUCGGGCGUAAAAUUCAUAAUUCGUCCUCUACAUCGUCCACAUCCUCGACGUCUUCGUCUUCGUCCUCGUCUACGUCGUCGUCAUCAACGACUUCGUUAAAUAAACCAAAUUUACACAUACAAACCUUAAAAACCGUGCCCAUGCCGCAAACUAAACAAUAUUCUCAACAGCAACAAAUAAUACAGCAUACCUCUCAUACAAACACCGCCACAGCCACCACCACAAAUCCGCAACAUCAUCAGCAUCAACAUCAUCUGCAUCAACAACCGCAACAUGUGCAGCAGAUCAAUUUGGCUGCUUCAUCUAUACAACAUCAUCAAACGCAACACCAUCAUAACCAACAGCAGCAGCAGCAACAACAACAGCCUACGCCGACGGCCCAUAUGAUCCAAGUUUCUGAAGAAUUUCUAGAACAAGCUGCCAACAAUCACAACACAGGCAAUAUGAUGAUUUCCACCACAGGCGAGGUUAUCAACCAACAGCAAAUAUUCAAAAUUGUCAGCACUGAUGGCACCACCGGUAACAUGAUCAUUGAUGCAACUAAUCAAAAUGCAAACACUACAACAACCACCUCUAAAGUUCUAUUAAGUAAUUUGACUGUAUUGUCCAAACAGCAAACUACUGCACAGGGUCAAAUUAUUGCUAGCAGUCAUCAACAGUCCCCAGCAGCAGGACAAACAAUCAAUUUUGUCAAUGCCAAAAACUUGUAUACAACUUCAGCGACUGGUGGUAGCAUUGCUACGGGCGGUAAACAGCAAAAGUUUACAGUGGCCACAGCAAAUGUGGGUAACUACAAGGGAUCGACCCUCAAACAAACAUCCUCAGUAGCUGGUACCCAAUAUUUGCAACAGACCAAUGCUAUGGGACAACAGAAAAUCAAUAUGACUGCUGGUAAUCGUAAUAUGCAAAUGUUGACCACAACACGAGUACAAAGUGGAAAUGCCAACUCAAAUACCAACAGCAGCAAUGUUGCUCUUUUAACGAAUAAUACAGCAACGGCACAAACAAUGGUACUGCAACAACAUCCUCAGAAAUUUAUUACCAACAACACGGUUGGAACUAAGACAACAACAACUGCUUUAGGUUCUGGUGGUGGCAAUAUUAUUAAGAAGUCAACAACAACUGGAACAUUACGUAUGAAUAACAGUAACAAUACAACGGCUACUACGAAAUUAAUGAACAAUUUGCAAACGACGCAAGGAGUCAAAACAUUUAUAACACAAACUCCCAGUCUACAGCAACAGCAAACGCAAAAUAUCAAUCAAUUGACUUUACAGCAUCAUACAACAAAGGGCAGUGGCGGCAAAUCGAAAUUUGUUAAACAGUAUAAUAAUGCUAUACUCAACAGCGCUGGCGCUGUAACAAUAGCAACGUUACCACAUCAACAGUCAAAUAGCCAAAAUAAUUUGCAAAUUCAACAGCAGCAGCAGCUACAACAUCAACAGUUACAGCCACAAACCACCUAUAUAAAUCAUCAUAAGAAUAGCGGUGGCGGGGGAUCGACGAAAAUUAAUAAGAUCAAUUCAAAGUAUGCACAAUCGGUAAAUGUGGCAGCUCAAUUACCGCCUGGUACUCAAUUGCACCAAAAAAGUAUUAAUCAACAAACACAACAACAGCAGCAGCAACAAUUUCAAACAGCUAGCAGCAAUAGUAAUAUUAAAUUUGUAAAUGCUCAAGGUACCAUUAUACAACAACAGCAGCAGCCUCAGAAAUUCAAUAAUAAACACCAUCAUCAGCAACAACAACAACAGCAGCAGCAACAAUAUCAAAAUUUACAAAAUUAUGAUAUAGUAGAUGGUAAUCAUCUUUAUAGCCCAACAACGGCUAGUGCAGCUGUUGGUGCAACUUCUUCAACAUCUACGUCAACUGGAACAACAUCAUUGACGCCUGCAACAGCAGCUUCAACUUCAUCUUUAUUAACUGAUGAUAUAAUGAUGGUAAAUGGUACACAAAUGACAGAUGAACUAUCUGCUCGAAUAUUGCAAAGUAUGUCCCAGAAAUCAUUCAGUAAUCAGCGAUAUCAACAGCAACAACAGCAGCAUGUUUUUCAAACAAAAUCAUCAACGACAACACCAUCAGCAGCAUCCUCACCAUCGCUGAGUUCCAACAGUAAUACUAACAACAAUAAUAUGUUGCCACCUCCAACUUCAUCUGCUCCACAAAAUACCAUUAUGCAAACAAACAACAGCAACAAUAAUAAUUCAAAUAUUUUAUUAUCCCCACGAGAAUAUACACUGUAUCCAACGACAGCGGCAGCAGCAAAUAUUGCUGUAGUUCCCGCAAGUCAUCAUCAACAGCAGCAACAGUCUUCUCCUAAUCAUUACAGUAAUGCGACUAACCCAACGGCGUUGGCGGCAACAGCUUCCUCAAAUAUAACGGCUGGUUCCUUUUCAUCCAACAAUUAUAUUACAGUUUCUAAUAAUAGUAAUAGUAUGACUACUAUUACGCCACACACGACCGGCGGAACUUCAGCAGUUGCAAACAGUACGUUGACGAACAAUUCAACGAGUGGCAGUUUAAGCGGUUCGGCAGUACGACAAGCUCAAAGUGCUCCUAAUUCUCGUUCCCAGUCAAUGGAACGUAAAUUACAUGAAUCUUCAAUGUCGCGCAAAUCAACGGAGUAUUAUAAAGUCAACAAUCAUAAUUCCCUACGUGGCAGCAGCAGCAGUCAUCACAGUAAUUUAGUGACUACACCAGCCGCUGUGGCCCAAAGUAGCGGGAGCUUAGCUAUGGCAUCAGCUUCCGCUACGAAUCUAAUGGGAGGAGUAGGAGGAGUGGUGUCAACAGCAAUGCCGCCUUCACCAAUGCCACGACCACCAUCUAUACCACCAGCAGCUUUAAUUAUGGAACCUCAGGCUCAGGUGAUACAUUUGCAAGCUACUAAAACUUUACCGGGUGCUAAUAAUUCAUCCAACGAUGAUGAUGAUGACAUAAUUGGUGAAGAAAUAAGACCAGCUCCCGUGGAAACUGAAGAUAUACGUUUGCGCAUCCUACAUGCAGUUCUACUCGAUCACACCUAUGUUAAUCCAAUGCCUUUGGAGUUGCCUACUUCGUUUGCUAUACAGUUGGCACCGGCAUCAAAUUCGAAUGCUUCGUCAUCAACUUCGGCAACAUCAUCAAGUGGUGUAACAGGCCAUAGUCAGCAGUGGUCUUUGGGUGGUAUAGGAGCUGUAGCUGCUACGGCCGCAGCUGGUGGUGUAGCUCAACAAAAUUAUGCACUUUAUAGUACACAAUUAACCCGCCUGCAGCAAGAUGAAGACUCUUAUUCAGCUAUUAGUACUAGUUCCAGACUAGCUGUCGGUGAUAUAGAUCCUGGCGAAGAAACGGAGACAGCUCCUGAAGCAGAACUUGAAGAUGAUUCAAUUACACGCUGUAUUUGUGAUUUAACACACGAUGAUGGCUACAUGAUAUGUUGUGAUAAAUGUUGUGCUUGGCAACAUGUUGACUGUAUGGGUAUCGAUCGUCAGAAUAUACCCGACGAGUAUUUGUGUGAAUUAUGUCAACCUCGUGAUGUGGACAAAGUGCGCGCACGUUCUCUGCAGCUAUUGAAACGUAAAGAACAACAACAGCAGCUUAUGUUGACGGCUCAAGCACAAGCUGUCACCUCCGCUGGUACCAUGGGAGCAGCUGGUUCUGCAAGUGGUGGUAGUGGUGCAGGUGGCGUAGCAAAUCUUCUGCCCAACGAUGUCUUAGGACCUCAACAACGUUUGGCGGGAUCCACAGCGGCUGGUUUUAAUCUUACCGGCAAUACGGCAACUGAUAAUGCCGCCCUCCAAUUAUUUACGGCUGGUGGUACAAAUCUAAAGAAAGGAGCCAAAAUGUUGAAGAAAGUCAAGGAUGGUGUUACUGGUAAAAGAUCAAAGAAAGCCGAAAAGUUGGCCGCUGCUGCUGCCGCCGGUUUGACACCCACUGGUAAACCUGCGCGCAAAGAAACCAAAAAGAAUACAAAACGCAAAAAAGCAGGUGCCCACGAUGGUAGUGGUAGUACAGUUGGCAUGACAGCAGCUGAAAAGCAUGCUGCCAACUUAAGACAAUGGAUCGAAAACUAUGAACUGGCGGUUACUAAUCACUAUUCGCCAGAGUUGAGAGCCCGUCUACACGCCAUUACCAAGCAACCUUCUCUACUGCAAAGUAUUCUGAAUACAGAAAAUCCCAUACUAAAAGAGUUCAGCAAUGGCAGCUUGGAGAAUCGUGCCACAACUGUACCGCAUGCCGGUGGUAAAAUACUCAUUAGUAACUUGGAUAUAUCACCCAAUUCUCCCAUCUGUGAACUGAGGGGUAAAUAUAUGCUCACCACCCAAUACAAAACGCAAAACACAUCAAUGAAUAUGAAUAGCCCGCCUCCGAAUAACUAUCAUUUGGCUAGCUACAAGGCUCACAAAACUCCCGGCCCCUUUAUAUUUUUCUAUCAGUUGCCAGGCACUGAGGUGACGUCCACGCAGCACUUAGUGCCGCAAACGACAACAACAACGACGUUAAACGCAGAUGGAACUUAUACCACCACUACGACCACGUUACCAGCUCAGCAAAGCCCGCCGCCAACUUUCCUCAAAGGUCCCGAAAUUUGUGUUGACACCCGAACAUAUGGCAACGAAGCAAGAUUUGUACGAAGGUCAUGCCGUCCAAAUGCCGAAAUACAACAUCUAUUCGAAAAAGGUACCAUCCAUUUAUUUAUAGUGGCUUUGACAGACAUCCGAGCCAGUACCGAAAUAACCAUACGUCAUGAACCACACGAUCUGUUGGCUGUUGAUAAUAAGAAAUCAUCCACAAUGAUCAUACAGCCCACUAGUACGCCAUGUGCUUGUGGUUUAACGAAGGAUUGUAUUUUUGGACCACCUUUGCCACAGCUGCCGCCGGCGGCCAAAUCAAAUGCCGGCCGUAAAUCUCUGGCGCAUGGUGGUGCAGGAACUGCAAAUACCGGUAAUUUAACAGCGAAACAGCGCAAAGCAAAUCAACAGAAUUUGAAUCGUAACCGAUCGAUCUCAUCCAGUGCCAGUGGUGACAGUAAUAUGGGCACCACAGCGACGACAACGACAAACACUGUAGCCAUGGGCUUAAAUAGUCCCAACAAUGUGGGCAAGACUGCAGCUACAAAUAAAAUGGUCAAUUGUAAUACUCUAAUGCCUCUAACAGCGUCCUGCAAUAGUAACUUGAGUAAUGCUUCAUCCACAUCCUCAACUUUAACUAGUAUAAUGCAUGAUUCUGGUGUAUGUACGUCGUCAUCAUCGCCAUCAGUAUCGAUACCAUCACCAACACAACAUAUGCAUUCACCCAUACAGCAACAGCAGCAGCAGCAAGUUCAGCAACAACAACAGCAAUUGUUGCAUAACCCGCAGAUGAGAUCGACGACGACGUCAGUUCAAUUAUUGCCACAACAACAGCAACAGCAGUUGAUGCAAUCAUUGCCUACACCAUUAAUGGUAACGACGCCUCCAGACAUGCAGCAGCCGCAUCAUCCGCACCUCCACCAGCAGCAGCAACAACAUCAGCAGACGCCGUUAGUAUUACAACAACCUGCCAUGAUUAUACAACAGCAGCCUCUAAGUGUAAUAGCUCAAGCAACGACUUCCCAUAACACUGGCCAUGAUGCUCUUACCGCAACUGAACAAACACCGCAAGCGCAAGCGGCGCUUUGCCUGCCAGCGCAACCGGCAACAGUGCAACCAGCGCCGCAGCCUCAAGCACAAACACAACCGCAUCAUAUGCAGCAACAAUUAUUGUUGCAAGAACACAAUCAAGUUCAAAUGCAAGCGCCAGCAUCUCAACAUACCACCACUAUGGUGGCGGCAGCAUCUACUGGUCUAUUGGAGACAGUAUCGCCAGAAGCAACAAUAGCCGCCGUUGCCUUACAGUCUCUAAAUGCCUCACAUUCUCCGAAUGUAGCAGUAGCAGCUCCAUCUCCAGUUCUCUGUGCAAAUGUUGAGCCAACGCAACUGCAGCAUCAACAAUUUGUUAUAGUACCAGCUGCGGAUACAAUAGCGGAACCACAACAAACUCUUCAGCAAAAUCAAAGUUGUGAAAAUUUGAUGCCAAAUACAUCGGCCGCUUCUCCGUCUCUAACUUCAUCUCCACAACAACAACAACAGCAGCAACCACAACACCACCAAACAAAAUCUCCACAGAAAAACAAUCAUUCCCAACACAAUAGUACGCAUCCAGGCCGUAAAACUCCUGGCAAACAGGGCCGUACUACUAGUGUUUCUGAAGAUAAUGAACAUCAUAAUGAAGACAAUUCUGUAACAUCAACACCAACCUCUGCUUCCACACCUAAAGAGAAACCGAAGUUAUCUCGAGAAGAUCGUAAAAUGGAGGCCAUUUUAAGAGCUAUAGAAAAAAUGGAACGCAAUCAACAAAGAAAACAAGAGCAGAAACAAACCAAACGUCAAAAUGCUGGCAGUAGUCAUAAUACAACUCCUACAUCACCGAAUAAAUCUUUCGAUUCGGUAGAAAACUCGGGAGGAACAAAACGUACCAACAAUCACACUGGAACGGGAGGAAGGUCGAAGAAAAAACGUAAGGCAGGAAAGGGUGGCCAAGGUGGUGCCCAUAAUAACCAGCGCAAACGAAGACAGAGUCGCAAAGAUAGUCAAGAAUCGGUUGAUGAGAGUAGUGCGCAUGAUCACGAGGCGGUUACAUCCGAAUCAGAUGGCUGUACGGCCAUGCACUCGCCUCCCAUACAAACAAUGGCCUCACAAAGACAGCAGCCACAGUGCUCCUCUCUACCUACAACCUCAAGUGCGGCGGCAAGUAGUGCUGUCGCCUCGACAAGGCCUCCGCCUUCCAAUGAGGCAAUAGCAAAUAAUGUAGAUCAGGCAGCUGGGCUUCUUAUGGCAUUUGCUAAUCCUACAAUUUCUCCAUCUCUGAAUUCAUCUUCCGCCUCCAUACCAACAGCUGUAGAGCAGAAUGUUCCACAAUCGCCCAUACGUUCAACUCAGUACGCGGAAGCAGCUGCUUCAUCACCGCCCACUCCACCAUCUCAUGUUAGCAGUGCUUGCUUAUUAAUAGAAGCUGCCGUCGGUCCUUUAGAAACCAAUUUAGAUGGCCAACAUGCAGAAAUGCAUAAUUCAGAAUUCAAGUAUCCUCUGCAGGCGAAAACUAAAAAACAUUUGAUGAAUAAUUGGCUACAUCAGGCGGAAGAAAAUAUGCCCGCCGAUAAUAAUGGCACUCUGACGGAGCCAACACCACAAUUACCACAAGCUCCCAUGACUUCGGUGACAUGCAGUGGCUUACCCAGCGUUUCCGCAUCUGGUUUGGACUCAUUACUUCAGGCUGCCAUGAGUGAUCUUAAACAAUCACAAGACGAAACAGAACAGCCGCAAAAUUUGAGUAUUGCCGCACAGAAAGUUGAGGAAUUUAUACAACAAACGGAGGCAUCUGCCGGAAGUGUGUCAACGCCGACAACAGUCAAACAUUCCUAUGAAUACGAUCAGCAGAGACAAUAUGCAAAUAUGCCCAUACCGGCGGUAGAUUUAACACUUAAAACGCCUUUAACAAUAGGACCAAUGCCGAAUCCUCCUCCAACAUCCGAAGUCUCUACUACUAACCGUAAUUUUCAUUUACCUUUACAAGUCAGUACAUGCAGUAAUAAUUCCUCAGUUAAAAAACGUUGGCUGCGGCAAGCAAUCAGUGAGGAAACCCACGAGGAGUUUCAAAAUUCAUUCUCUAUGACUCCCUCACCCACUAUUGCCGUAGUCAAUAAUAACUUUGUGCAAAACCAAACACAACAACAACCCCAACAGCCAGCCACUGCUAGCACUUCAGCUAGCUCAGUUACGAACGGUUUUACAACGCCACUGAAAAAGAGGCGUUUGUUGCUAACAGGCAAAGAUGAAACGGAAGAAAAUCUAUCGCAAAGUUGUGGGGAUUUAAGCGCGAAUGCUACUCCAUCUCCACCACCUGCACCAGUACCAGCACAGCAACUGCAGCUUCCCAAUCAAAUGCAAUUUUCUCCAUUGAAAGAAGCUCAGCCUGUUUUGGAAGAAUAUGAACACAAAGAUGGAACACAAGAUCUUCCCUCUCAGGAUAUGCAAGAAGAUGUUGAUGUAGAUGUAGAAAAAUGUGAGAUGAAUGAAGCACAAAUUCAACAGCCACCACAUGAACAUCCACUCCAUCAUGAGCCACAAUAUCCAAAAAUAGAAAUGGAUCAAGAACAAGAUGUUGAUGUGACAACUUCACCUCCUCAGGAAGAUGGCCCUCUUUUAGAGGAACAAAUCAAAAUGGAAACUGUUAUUAAACAUGAGGAUGAUCUAAUGCUGCAAACCGAGGUAAAAGAAGAAUCUACAGUAGCAACUGUUCAACAGACAGAUCAACAGACCGGUCCUGCUGAGUUUAACGAUCAAGAAGAUGAUGUAGACAUUUUAAGAUCUCCCAGUCCAGGCAGAGAAAUGAUUAAAGCUGAGGAUAAUUUGGUUAAAAUUGAGCCCGAAGAUACUAGCGGAACUGAAGAUGUUAAAAUCGAUGUUGAACGCGAAGAAAGUAUGGCAGCCGAUGAUGAUGUAGUUACACAACACAAUGAAAGAAAGGAAAUUGUAACAACUCAAGUUUUCAAAGAAGAGGAACGAGUAAAUACUCCUACUCCGUUAAUUACGGAAAGUAUUGAAAUCAAACAAGAGGUUAAAAUGGAAAUUGCUAAAGAGGAGCCGAUUGCACAAGAAGAAGAACUACCAAAUACGAACCGAGAAAUGGAAAUUGCUGAAACUAAAGCAGAUAUUCAAACACAUUUAGAAAUAAAAACUGAGGAGGAAUCUCAGGCACAAGUUGAAGAGCCCAAACCGAAGAGACUUAAAUUAGAGAGAACGGAAGUUGAAGAACAAAAGCCAGUUACUGUUAAAAAAGAGCAAACAAAACCAGAAACUCUCGUUAGUGAGGAAGUGAAUGUAAAACAAGAAAUGAAGACAAAAACUGAAAUACACUCAAAAGUGGGACAGAAGCAGGAGCUAGUAGUACCUCAUUCUACCACAAACAACAAAGAAAUUGAAAAAGUCGAAAAUGUGUUAAAAUUAGAAACGACUAAAAUGGAAAAGCAGGUCUUGGUAGGUGGUGAUGACACUGCUGAAGUAACAUCAUCAUCUUCGUCCACAUUACUGGCUGUUCGAACUGUUGCUGCGGAUACCACCUUUGCGGACGUGGACGCUUCUACACCUCCACCUCCUCCUACAACGACUGUUGUAGGUGGCACAGCGGCGCCCAUACAACGUCACAAAUCAUUAAGCGAUGAUGAUAUACAAGCACGUUUACAUAAUUUCCACAAAGAAAAUAUACUCAUUCUACAGUCUCGCAAUAAGAAAACAAAGUCAUCCUCCUCCUCUGCAGCGACAAACUCGAAUAGCAAUUCAACUUCUAAUAAUUGCCUAACUACUAACAGUGAGCAUCACAAAAAUAGAACAACAUCUUCGUCCUCUUCGUCGUCUAAUAAUCAGCAACACCACAAUCAUCACCACCACCAUCAUCAUCAUCAAGAGGGAAAAGAAAAGUCCGAUAAAUCUAGUUCAAAACAUCACAAAUCAUCAUCAACUACAUCGAGUGGUUCUUCGAAGAAACAAAAAUUGCACAAACGUGAAAGAACAACUAGUUCUAGCAGUUCAAAUAGUCAUAAAAACUCUUCCUCCUCCUGCUCAACGCCUCAAAUAUCAUCUUCCUCAUCGUCUCUGUUAAGCAAAAAUGCUGUUAUAAACUCCACCAUUAACUCCACUGGUUCUUCAAAGAAAUUAAAAUCUCUCAAGAAGUCCUCUUCAGGAUCUUCUACCUCAUCGAGUACUUCAUCCAGCUCUUAUGCUUCUUCAAACACAGCUUUACAAAACUGUUAUCCAACUCCAUCUUCUACAACACCUAGUGCGGACAAAGAGAAACAACAGAGACAAAGAACAACCUCCUCCUCCUCAUCAAGUAAUAAUAACAAUAUUGGUAGUAGCAGUAAUGUACAUGCCACUCCCACAACGACGCCAUAUCCUUCCAGCAAAAAGCGUCAACUCAAUUUUGAGUUGGAACUAACGAAGGACAUGCAUUUACUUAACAGUAACGUUUCAGCUAGUAGCAAACACAAGAGAGAGGCGUCCAAGUUAGCAGCUGAUGAACAAGGUCAUGUAGUAGCCAAAAAGUCGAGAAAAGAUACGGUGUCGACACAAAAGGAUGAACUUAAAAAUGGCACCAACAAGCAGCUGGUCAAAAAUGAAAAACAAAUAGAUAAAAAGUUUUCAACCACAACUGCUGCUAGUAAUGCCCUAAAAACAACAGCGGCAACAGUUACUACAAGUGGCCAAGUUUUAAAUGCAACGGCUAUACCCCCUGUAACAGCAACCACACCUACGCCUUUAGAAGAGCCGCCUAAACAUAUACCCACAAUUGUAUCUCAACCACCACAAACCCCAAUUCCAGUCUUAAGGGAACAUCCAACUUUACCACAUUUUAAUAAUGUUGUUAUAGCAACAAAUAGUACUUUAACCAGCCAUCAGCAACCACCGCUACCACCAGUACAACAUCAACCUCCACCGCCUGUACUACCACAAAACAUUCCAAACCAUGUGAAUAGUCCCAGUUAUAUACCUACGGUCCAAAGCAAUCAACAUAAUCAGCAACUGCAGCACCCACCUUUACCACCAACACCUCCCUCUGCUGGAGGCAUAUCCUCUCCGUUGUCUACUACCCCUAGUGUUAAUGCAACAAAUCAUUUGCCGUUUUACAAUACCAUUUAUGGCAAGCUCUUGGACAAUCCUACACCGCCCCCUAGUCUACCAACACCUAUGACACCCACGAUUAGUUUGGCGGCGACUGGAACAACACCACCUCCCAUAACAGCAAAUACAAGUGCUCCAACUGCAGGAGGAGUUCUGUCAGAGUAUUUAGAUACAAAAUUGAAAAGCUACAGCACAUUGGGAGGUUAUGUGUCGCACACCGCCUUAUUUGGUUUAAAUAAUGCCGCUAAUAUCAAAGAUUCAUCGCCUAGUGCAGCUGUAGUCAGUUCAACAACCAUUGCAAGUGCAUCAGUUGCUGCCUUAACAAAUGCUGUACCCCUUAAGGAGACGUCCACAGAAAUGCCUGCCCCGUUACCUCCUCCACCAGUAAGCGGAGGUACCAUAACUUUAACACCGUCUUGCUCUACUUCUGGUAACAUUGCUGCUACAAGUACGCCUUUAAAAAUACACACUAAAACUGCUAGCCAUGAUCCGCGUUUGAAUCCCCAGCUAACAGCACCAGAACCACCACCACAACCUAAGCGUAAACUGUCUAUUAAUGAAUAUCGCAAACGUAUGCAACAAUCUUCGUCCAAUGAUUCGAAUAGCGGUGGUAGUAGUUUAACAACAACGCCAACCACUCCUCCGACACCCUUGGAGACGACUUUGUUGUCGUCGUCGUCCACGCUCUUAGCGCCCACCGCAGUGCCACCCGUAACUAACAAAUGUACUCUAAAUUCCCCUGAUCGCUUAACGCAAUCAGUAGAUUCACAGAUACAAAAGGAAAUUAUGUCCUCCAACACAGCGGUGACUUCGUCAUCGUCAUUAGAUUCUCUUAACAGCAGUAACAGUUCAACUAGCAGUAAUAGUUUAAACGAUACUCUUUUGAAAUCUUCCUCCUUCGUUGAAGAGGAUUCUACAAAAGGACAAUUUAAUGCCGCCCCCACUCUCCUGGAAAAACAACAAGAGAGUCUUUGUGCCCGUUUGAAAUCAUUAAAGGAAAAACAAAGUUUGGGUACCGCGUUUAGCGUUGGCAGUGGCAAUCGUUCACGCUUUUCAUCGUUUAGUGAAAGUGUUGCUAGCAGUGAUUUUGGUUUGAGAAAAGAUGACGAUGAUAUGGACAUUAUACGCAAUCGUAAUCUCAGUAUAUCGAGCAGUAUUGGAGGCGGUGAUUUGCUAGACAAUUGCCUAGAGGAAAUUUCCUCAACAUCCACAUCAAUGUCCUCCUCACGAGAACCAAGUCCAGAGCGUUGUUAUACCACGACGACUACUCAUCAUAAAAUUCUAACAGCAUCGGCGACCACAACAAUGACAAAUGCUAAUGUAACAAGUCACAGCAACAAUGGACAAAACGCCAGACAUCAUCAGCAGCAGCAACAACAGCAGCAUCAACAUCAUCAAACGCAUACGACACAUCAUUACCAACAACAACAACAACAUAUAAAUUGUGAUAAAAAUGAAAUGACUGGUCUGGAACGUAAAAGAAGUGUUGACAUAGCUUAAGCUUAAGACGUGGAAAAAUAAGCAAAUGGAGAGUUUUGCAUUUUUCCUUUUCGUGUACGAUGGUAACGUUACACAGAUUCUUAAGGAUCAAUUAUAAGAAACAAAAAGGUUACAGGGAUUGUUUUUCUUAAAAAGAAUAGAGGAAUUAUAGUAGAAAAAAAAAAAAGAAAAUUCCUAUAGAAACGAAUAUGAAUCUUAGUGAGAAAGUCACAAAGGACUUCUUUUUUUAUAUAAAAAAAAAACUUGUAUAGUUAAA